Auanema sp. JU1783 is the source of this 627-nucleotide messenger RNA. Lineage: Eukaryota; Metazoa; Nematoda; Chromadorea; Rhabditida; Rhabditidae. The record is from the annotation of a GenBank genome assembly.
CCCUUGAAGAGAUUGUCAGACCUACACAAUGUGGUCUUCCGCUUCAUAACUCCUCUCUCACCAUGGAAGGGAGGCAUGUACGAGAAAAUUAUUGGGAUUCUGAAGUCCUAUCUAAAAAAGAUUACGCUUGUAAGACCGCUGCAGUCACUGUCCUUCUUCGAGACUGUUCUAGCCGAAGCAACUGACCUGGUCAACUCAAGACCCCUAGCCCCCCUAGACUUAGAAGAGGGAACCGUCCUGACUCCCAAACACUUCCUCUUCCCUUAUGAGAAAAACAGUUUAAGCCGAGAUGAGGAACCAAAGAAGUGGGGUGAAGUUAGCAUGCCGAAAGGACUCAAGACAGCCUGGGCGGAGGUAAAAGACACCAUCAUCGAGUUGUGGAACAUUUGGGGAGACAGCUAUCUGAACGCCCUCAAAGAACGAAAUCAACAUGCUGGAAACACAAAAUGGGUCAAAACAACUAAAGUGGGCAUGUUGGUACUGUGUACUGAACGCGGUAAAGAUCAGAGAAAAUGGCAUCUAGGGAUAGUCGAGAAGAUACACCCUGACUCUUCGGGAAAUAUACGCAGCGUAAAGGUACGCCACCCUGAUCGUAAAGUAUACGAUAGACCACCGGAAUUAUUAGUG